Molecule: messenger RNA, 1284 nt
Organism: Peromyscus leucopus (white-footed mouse)
Lineage: Eukaryota; Metazoa; Chordata; Mammalia; Rodentia; Cricetidae
Exons: 6
Coding region: 16-783 (255 amino acids)
Source: RefSeq, a predicted model, not a curated record
AGCACUGCGGUCCCCAUGGCAACGGCAAGAAGCAGCGCCAAGCUCUUGGGCGGUGCUGGCGCCUUGGCGGUUCGGACCCAAGGCGGCGCGGGAUCUGUAAACCGCCGCCCUGCGGGUAUAGGUGCUGUGGCCGCGUGGCCCGAGGGAGCCGGGACCUGGGGACUGCGGAGGGCGUGGCCAAGGCCGGAGGGGAAGGCGUUGGACCCCGAGACCCCCGCCUGUCCAGCCGUCGUCCGUGGGCCCCAGGUUUCCCACGCAGGAAGAGAGAGGAGAUUGGGUACCCCAGCCGAGGGGUACUCGAUCUCCGAGCCCAGAAUCUUCUCUGUUCUGCAGCUCCCGGACGGACUUGUGUUGCCCUUCCCCAUGGACGCCUCCUCGGGCCCAUGGAAUCCAGCCUCAGCUUCUUCCAUCAGCAGCCCUUCCCUGCUGCUCCCCAUCCCGGCCAUCGUCUUCAUCGCCGUGGGCGUGUAUUUGUUGCUGCUGGGCCUAGUGCUGCUGGCGAGGCACUGCCUGCUGGCUCAGGGCUGCUGCACAGACUGCAGCUUCCCGUGCAGAAAACAGACUGCCUCCGAGACCCAAGACUGUUGCUGGAGCUGCGCAGAAGCCUGUGACUUCCCUCUGCCCAGUCCAGCCCACUACCUGGAUGCCUGCUGCCCUCAUCCCAGCGAAGGCUGGGCCCCUCGCUGCCCCCGCUGUUGUCCACUGUGUGACUGUGCCUGUGCCUGCCAGAUUCCGGACUGCCAGAGCCUCAACUGCCUCUGUUUCGAGAUCAAGCUCAGAUGAAGGAUGGGGGUGGGGGGCUUGUUCUUUGGGGAGUGGCCCGCCCCCAGAGCCCCCUCUGUAAUGGCCCUCAGGACGUCACUACGAGGCCACUGGAACUACAGCUGGUGGGCCCAGCCUAGCUACCUGGGAGCCUUGAGUGGAGGGCCUGGUUCCCUGCGGGACAGGAUUCCGACGGCCCUUGGACAGAUGAACUGCGACCCCUUUGGAGGGCUGGAAAGAAAAGGGGCUGGUGUUCUGGCAGUGCCCUGGCCAUCAACCCCUCCCUCCCCUGGUAAACGAUGUACUUGAAGGUGAGGAUGCAGGACAUUGCUCACCUUGGCAACAGUAUGGGAGGGCUCUGCCAACCGGGAAUAUCAAGAUGUAGGGAUGGCCGGCCACACCCUGCCUGUAGACUCCCUGUUAAAGAGAUCCCAGACUCGAGAUUGAUUUCUCUUGCUCACUGUAUUUUCAAGGAAGCGUUUCCUCUAAAGACCGGAACGCGCUACCAUUGGCACCAUGCCC